GGGAAGUAUACACCCAACAUGGUUGGAGACUUGAAAAAAGAGUAUGGGGUCCGGCGAGAGGAGAGUCUAAAAGAAACUAUGUGAGAGAGAGAACCUGUCGUGAGGAGAGGGGAGGUCAGGAGAUAAAGUUCUAUCUGUUUCCCAUACUUGUCUUAGCCCACCUGUAGCUCCUGGAGCUGCAGGGAUGUCAUUGAAUCCCCCAACACGGGUGACAGGAACAUCCCACAUCCCGUUAUCCUCAUCUGCCUCCCAGGAUCGCAGGAGGAGGAGACUCCGCAGUUGAGAAAUGGAAGAUGAAGGCAAGAAAGGCAAAAAGCAGCCUGGUCUUGUUUCACCAUUCAAGCGUGUCUUCCUAAAAGGAGAGAAGGGCAGAGACAAAAAGGCCCAAGAAAAGGUCACAGAGCGGCGACCUCUGCACACCGUCUCCCUGUCGCAGGCAGAACACCGCGUAGAGCCAGACGUGCUGCUGAACGAUUACAUUGAGAAAGAGGUCAAGUAUUUAGGGCAACUGACAUCUAUUCCUGGGUACCUUAAUCCAUCCAGUCGGCCUGAAAUAUUACAGCUACUGGACAAUGCAAAGAGGCUGCAUCAGCUUCCGGCGCAGUUGACACAGGAGCACGAUGCUGUCAUCAGCUUAUCUGCGUACAAUGUUAAGGUGGUGUGGAGAGAUGGAGAAGACGUAAUACUCAGGGUACCGAUCCACGACAUUGCGGCUGUUUCUUACAUCCGAGAUGACUGUCAGCACUUGGUGGUUCUGAAAACAGCUCAGGACCCUGGAAUCUCCCCUACCCAGAGCCUUUCAAUUGAAAGUGCCAAAGCCCUAACAUCAGGGUCGUUAUCGGAGUGUGGCACAGUUCCUGUGGAAGCUUGCUGCCUUGUUAUCCUAGCAACCGAGAACAAGUCAACAGCGGAGGAACUCUGCAUGCUCUUAGGUCAAGUCUUCCAGAUCGUUUACACAGAAUCCACCAUAGACUUCUUAGACCGAGCAAUAUUUGAUGGGGCCUCCACACCAACACGGCAUUUGUCACUGCACAGUGACGAUUCUUCCACCAAAGUCGACGUUAAAGAAGCAUAUGAAUUAGAGGCCAGCCCUUUUUCUUUUCAGGAUUCUUUGGAUGCAGAAGGCAAUUCCCCAUCUUCUAACCUUCAUUCCCCGCGUCUCAAGACUGCCAGUGACAGUGAGCUGAGUGCCACAGCCACGGAACUGCUCCAAGACUACAUGAUGACGCUGAGGACCAAGCUCUCUUCGCAAGAGAUUCAGCAGUUUGCGAUGCUGCUGCAUGAGUAUCGCAACGGAGCCUCCAUCCAUGAGUUCUGCAUCAACCUUCGCCAGCUUUAUGGGGACAGCAGAAAGUUUCUGCUACUAGGUCUCCGACCCUUCAUCCCAGAGAAGGACAACCAACAUUUUGAAAACUUCCUGGAAACGAUUGGUGUGAAAGAUGGGCGUGGUAUUAUCACAGACAGCUUUGGAAGGUACAGAAGGACUAUGAGCUCAGCAUCUAACUCCACUACAAAUGGGAAUUGUGCAGCUGGUGGCUCAGAUGACCAAACUGUGCCCUCAGAAGGAGACGAAUGGGAUCGGAUGAUAACCGACAUCAGCAACGACAUAGAAGCACUUGGAUGCAGCAUGGACCAGGAUAUCCCUCAGCAGCUGUAAAUUAUCGUUGACCGGGUGAUAAGUCCUUUUCCACACCAGCAUUAUCUCUAGCUCGGAGGAUGAUUCACUAGAACUCCAUAUAUAGUUCUUACAAUAUCUAAGCAAGAUAGUAAAAUGACUUUGGGUUGCGGACAUUUUGCUGUAACAUAGAGGGAUUCUUACAGUUGGAACUCAACAGUCUCUUGUGUUACUAUUGUGAAAAUACUUUGAUACCCAAGUUUUUUUGGGUCUAAGUUUUGAUUGAAAAUACCACCCUCCUAUUUAACUUCAGUUUUUUUUGUUUGUUUUUUAACUUUGUGAAAGUGAAAUCUAGAUUUUAAUUUUGUUUGCAAAAUAAUCUUUUUUUUUUUUUUUGGUCAACAAAAGAUAAUCAAGUAUGAAGCGGUGAAGGUUGGAACUUGUACAUUGAAAUAACUCUUUAGUUUUGCACAUGAGUUUGUGUUUGUUACACUCAAGGACUAUUUUUUUUUUAUUCUAAAAUUGGGUAAAAUAAAAGCCACAAAAAUAGCAAUUUAAAGUUUACCACAAUGUGAAAAACUGAAAGGAUCGUUGGACGUUGAAAACAUUUCAGUCUGUACCUGAAGGAUGCUAGUGCUGUGAUAGUUAUGCAUUUGCUUUUACGUGUCUGUUUAUUUUAUGUUUUGAGAGUGGCUUUUUUAUUUUUAACUUUUUAGAUUUUGUGUAUCACUUGGAGAAGCCAAAAAAAGUCUUAAUUUUGACAAGUGAUCUUUGUGUUAUUUGCCAGGCUCAGUAUCCUGUUCCAGUACACGUUUAGGCCAGAGUUUGUUUUUUAGCUGUGUAAGAAGAUGAUUUGUGCGUGCUGGCAUUAAAACAAUAUAUGUUACUGUGUAGAACCAAUAAGGGGUUGAUCCCUACAACUUUGGUGCAUUUUUUAUUUAGAUUUGUUGUUUUUUGUGAGCUCAUGCUGUUUACAAUAAGUGGCCAAAUAUGCUGCAUCAUAAACUGUUCUUCAAGUCCAGAUUAUCUCUUGAAAAGUCUCACGUGACAAUAGCAUUGCAGUUUACUAAAAUGUAUAUAUUUAUCCACAGUACCGCAAGCAAUCUGAAUUAAAUUUGACUUUAUCCACAGUCUUUUCAAGGUCUGUGUCUUCAUGUCAAAAUGUAUUAUUCUUUACAGAAAAUUUGGUUUGAUCAUCAGUCUUGCAGCCUGGUAUGAUGGUCGUACAGGGUGUGACGUGCUUACUACAAUUUUUACAUUUGAUGACUAACUUUCUAGGGUUUGUUUUUAUAUAUCUAUAAAUAAAAUAUUCUCCUAGCUCAUUAA
This is a messenger RNA of Bombina bombina (fire-bellied toad), 2941 nucleotides long. It is a transcript of the gene CCM2, whose product is annotated as CCM2 scaffold protein. NCBI's taxonomy places the organism in Eukaryota, Metazoa, Chordata, Amphibia, Anura, Bombinatoridae. Gene Ontology annotation, biological process: heart development; vasculogenesis. The coding region runs from base 287 to 1657 and encodes 456 amino acids. The record is from RefSeq and is a predicted model, not a curated record. The transcript is spliced from 11 exons.